CACGCCGAGCCACGCCGAGCCACGCCGCGCCGCGCAGAGCCGGAGGGACGGGGACGCGACGGGACGCCACCGGUGCUGCUGAGCUGGGCCGAGCCGCGCCGUGCCGCGCCGUGCCACGCCGAGCGGUGCCAUGGCCCCCUGGCUCUGGCCGUGCCUCCUGGCCGCCCAGGCCCUGGCCGCCAACUUCCCCCCCCGCUACAGCCUCUACACCGGGGGGGCCGCCCCGCUCAGCCCCGGCCAGGCCACGGCCCCCCAGGGCCCCGCCGCGGCCCACGGCGCUGCCCGGGCUGCCAGCCGGCACAGGAACUGGUGUGCCUACGUGGUGACGCGCAGCGUGAGCUGCGUGGUGGAGGACGGCGUCGAGAGCUUCGUCAAGCCCGAUUACCAGCCCUGCGCCUGGGGGCAGCUCCAGUGCCCCCGCGUCCUGGCGUACCGCAGCUUCCUGCGCCCGCGCUACAAGGUGGCCCAGAGGACGGUGUCGGAGCUGGCCUGGCGCUGCUGCCAGGGCUACUCGGGCGAGGACUGCGCCGAGGGCCCCGCGCCCGCGCCCCCGCAGCCCACCGCCCGCCCCCGGCCCCGGCCCGGACGCCCCACGCUCUCCGGCUUCGGCAACCCCCUCAGCGGCCUGGGGGGCGAAGGCGGCGGGGACGCGGAGAAGGUGCGUCGGCUGGAGGAGCAGGUCCGCCGGCUGAGCGAGGAGGUGCAGGAGCUGCGGGCCGGGCGGGAGCCGCCGGCGGAGCACCCACACCGGGCGGCCGAGGGCCAGCAGCCAGCCGACGCGGCCGCCCCCGCCGAGGUGCGGGAGGCGCUGAGCCAGGUCCAGCGGCGGCUGGAGGAGCUGGAGACCCGCCUGCGCCGGCCCGAGGGCGGCCGGGAGGGCCCGGUGACGGCGCCGUCGGCGGCGGCACUGCAGGAGCUGGAGCGGCGGCUGGAGGAGACGUGCGCGGCCUGCGCGGCCGGCACCGAGGGGCUGCGGCGGCAGGCGGCCGAGGACCGGGAGCGCAUGCGGGCGCUGGAGAAGCUGGUGGGCUCGGUGGACCAGCGCAACCGGGAGGCGGUGGAGACGGUGCAGCGGCACAUCAGCAGCCUGAGCAGCCGCCUGGCCCCCGCCGCCCCGCAGCCGCCGCCGGACGAGCUGGAGCGGCGCCUGGCCGAGCUGGAGCGGCGCCUGGAGGGGCUGCCCGCGGCGGCGGCGGGGCCCGGCGGGCAAGGGCUCGUGCUGGCCCGGCGGCUAACGGAGCUGGAGGGGCGGCUGAACGCCUCGCGGGCCGGGCCCUGGCCCCCAGAGCCCGAGGGCCGGCAGAGCGGGCUGCCGGGACGCCUGGCCAACCUGAGCCGCGCCGUGGAGGGGCUGGCGGCCAGCGGGGCCCAGCGCGGCGCCCGCUUGGCCCAACUGGAGGGGCUGCUGGCCCGCUGCGGCCAGCCCUGCCCCGCAGCCCCGCAGCCGACGGCGGGCGGCCGGGACGGGCGGGACGAGGAGCUCGUCCCCCUCCUGCGGCAGCUGGAGCGGCGGCUGCAGGACGCCGAGGGGCAGCUGGGGUCCGGCGGGGACGGGCUGGCCGGGAGCCUGCGGGAGCUGCGGGAGGAGGCGUCGGAGCUGCGGGAGCUGCUGGGGGCGCAGGGGGAGGCGCUGGGGCGGCUGCGGGACGGGGGGGCGCUGGCGGAGGAGGAGCUGGAGCAGCUCCGCAACCGGACGGGGCGGCUGGAGGCCGAGCUGGGGGGUCUGAGCGGCGGCCGCUGCUCCCAGCCCUGCGCCCCGCUGCCCGACGGGGAGCUGGAGCGGCUGCGGGCCCAGGUGGAGGACUGCGCCGCCGCCUGCCGCCAGCCCCGGCCCGGCCAGGCCGCGCCAGAGCCGGAGCUGGAGCUGGAGAUGAUGGAGACGGAGGAGCCGCCGCUGGACGGGUUCGGCGUCUUCGGCGGCAUCUCGCCCUGGGAGCUGCGGGGUCUGCGGGGCGAGCUGGCGGCGGCCCUGCUGUCCCUGAGCGGGCUGAACGCCACGGUGCAGGGGCUGCAGGACGCCCUGGACGAGCAGGACGCCCGCCAGCGUCACCUGGGCGCCAUCACCGACCGCGUGGUGGCCGAGCUGGACCAGGCGGCGGAGGCGGCGGCGGCGCGGCAGGCGGAGAGCGAGGAGCGGCUGGAGGGGCUGGCGCGGGAGCUGGCGCGGGCCGGGGGGUGCCCGGCCGGCCUGGAGCCGCGCGUGGCCAAGCUGGAGGGUGUCUGCGAGCAGCUGGAGGCGGUGGCCGGGGGGCUGCGCGGCGUGCGCGAGGGGCUGGGCCGGCACGUGGCCGGGCUGUGGGGCGCGGUGCGGGAGCUGAACGGCACGGCCCGCGACCAGGCGGCGCUGCUGGAGAAGGCGCUGCAGGCCCAGCUCCCGCGACGGCUCGGCGCCCUCAACGCCAGCCUGCAGCACCUGCGCGGCGAGCUGCUGCGCCUCGCCCAGCGGGAGCACGCCGGCCCCCCCGGCCCCCCUGGACCCCCUGGCCCCAUGGGCGAGAUGGGCCCCCCCGGCCCCGCCGGGCCCCCCGGCAAGGAUGGCGAAGAAGGGCCCAUGGGCCCCCCCGGGCUGCCAGGAGAGAGAGGCGAGGUGGGGGAGCCGGGGUCCGUGCCCCGCGUCGCCUUCUCGGCCGCCCUGAGCACCCAGCGCGCGGAGCCGGGCACCGUCCCCUUCGACCAGGUGCUGCUCAACGACGGCGGCGCCUACGACCCCGAGACGGGGACCUUCACGGCACCGGUGAGCGGCCGGUACCUGGUGAGCGCGGUGCUGACGGGGCACAAGGGGGAGAAGCUGGAGGCCGUGCUGUCCCGCUCCAACCAGGGCAUCGCCCGCCUGGACUCGGCGGGUUUCCAGCCCGAGGGGCUGGAGAAGGAGCCGGUGGCCGCCCUGCAGCCCAGCCCCGGGGCUCUCGGCGUCUUCAGCCUCCUGCUGCCGCUGGCGGCCGGCGAGACGCUCUGCGUGGACCUGGUCUCGGGGCGCCUGGCCCACGCGCCCGACGAGCCCCUCACCCUCUUCAGCGGGGCCCUGCUCUACGACGCCGAGGAGCCGUAGUGCCACCGGGGUCCCCUCGCCCCAGCGGGACCCCCCCACCCCACCCCGUUAUUUAUCAGCACCCCCUGGCCCUCACUGCCCCACCACCGCGCAACCGUGCCCCACACCGCCCGCCCCGGACCCCCACGCCGCCCCCGG
This is a messenger RNA of Chroicocephalus ridibundus (black-headed gull), 3187 nucleotides long. It is a transcript of the gene EMILIN1, whose product is annotated as elastin microfibril interfacer 1. The coding region runs from base 131 to 3049 and encodes 972 amino acids. Gene Ontology annotation, molecular function: protein binding. The transcript has 8 exons. The record is from RefSeq and is a predicted model, not a curated record. NCBI's taxonomy places the organism in Eukaryota, Metazoa, Chordata, Aves, Charadriiformes, Laridae.